Molecule: messenger RNA, 540 nt
Organism: Neoarthrinium moseri
Lineage: Eukaryota; Fungi; Ascomycota; Sordariomycetes; Amphisphaeriales; Apiosporaceae
Exons: 2
Coding region: 1-540 (179 amino acids)
Source: RefSeq, a predicted model, not a curated record
AUGUCUUCCGACAACACCUCAACGCUCAAGUCGUAUGUCGACUCGGCCACCGGAGCCGUGCAGAAUGCUCUGGGCAACCUGACUGGCAGCACCGGCGACCAGGCCCACGGCCAGGCCAAGCAGAACAAGGCCGAGGCCGAGCACGACGCCUCUCAUGCCACCCUCAAGGGCCCCGGCUUCACUGCCUCGGCCUCUGGCGUGACCAAGGACGACCCCGACCGAGCCGCCGGCAGCUGGAACCAGACAGUCGGCUCCGCAAAAGAGGCUUUAGGAGGAGCUAUUGGUUCUGAGGGCCUCAAGCAAACCGGCCGCCAGCAGAACCUCGAGGGCCAGCAGCAGGAGGCCAAGGGCCAGGUCAGCGACUACACCAAGGGCGUUGGUGACCGCAUCACCGGUACCGCCGGCGCUGCUGUUGCGGGCCUGACUGGCAACAAAUCUGCCCAGCAGUCGUACCAGGACCAGCACGACGCCGGCAAGACCAGCCAGCGCGGAGCUGAGCACGACAUCCUCAAGCAGGCUGAGGCUGAGAAGAAGAUCUAG